Phaeodactylum tricornutum CCAP 1055/1 is the source of this 3910-nucleotide messenger RNA. RefSeq lists its product with no specific name. NCBI's taxonomy places the organism in Eukaryota, Bacillariophyta, Bacillariophyceae, Surirellales, Neidiaceae. The transcript is spliced from 2 exons. The coding region runs from base 114 to 1562 and encodes 482 amino acids. The record is from RefSeq and is a predicted model, not a curated record. Gene Ontology annotation, molecular function: heme binding; monooxygenase activity; iron ion binding.
CUAGUCUCACGCUCACACACCGCUUCAUUGAGUGCCCAGCACGUCGGUUGCCGCCGUCAUUGUCGUUGCUUUCAUCUCGUUCUCAAAUCCGAAAAGCGAACGACUCCUCCAUCAUGAUUGUGGCACUUGUGGUAGUUACGGGCCUGACGGCGUUGUGGUUCUUCUUGCUGCGACCUCGCACCGGCGGGAAGCAUGCACCGCCCGUCGUAACGUCUUCCCCCUUGGUGCCCAUUCCCGUCAUUGGACACAUUGUGGAGUUCUUCCGUUCCCCCCAUUUCAUGAUGCAGCGCUGCUUGAAAGAUCACGGCAAGGUCUUUACCAUUCCCAUCUUCCACAAACGCUUGACCUUCCUCAUUGGCCCGGAAGCCCAGGAGAUCUUUUUCAAAGCCAACGACGAUGUUCUCUCGCAGUCCGAAGUCUACGACUUUACCCGUCCCGUCUUUGGAAACGAUGUCGUCUACGACGCUUCCAAAAAAAACCGACAAGUGCAGUUCCAAACCAUGGCCAACGGACUCCGCACCGCACGCCUCAAGGCCUACAUUCCCAAAAUUGAACAAGAGACCCGGGCCUACAUCAAGAAUUGGGGUGACGCGGGACAGAUUGAUCUACUCAAGGCCCUGUCGGAACUUACCAUUCUCACCGCAUCACGCUGUCUGCACGGUGAAGACGUCCGAACUCACAUCUUCAAAGAAGUCCAGGAGCUAUACCAUGAUUUGGAUCACGGUCUGACGCCGCUCACGGUAUUUUGGCCAACGGCCCCUUCCCAAGCCCAUCGCAAACGGGACGUGGCACGCAAAGAAAUGGUGCGACUCUUCACCAAAGUCAUUGAAGAGCGACAGCUGCAUCCGGAACGGUCGGACGGUACCGAUAUCCUCUCACUCUUUAUGGACAUUAAGUACAAAGACGGCUCGGCCGUUACCAUGGACCAAGUAACCGGACUGCUGAUUGCCCUCUUGUUUGCGGGACAGCAUACGUCCUGUAUCACGUCAACCUGGACCAGCUUAUUCAUCGCCAACGACCCAACGUUGGUCUCCCGUAUACUGGCCGAGCAAAAGACGGUCCUGGGUGGAGACCUCAACAAACCCAUUGAGUACGAAGAUUUGCAAAACAUGGAGUUAUUACACAAUUGCAUGCGGGAAGCCCUCCGUAUGUGCCCCACCUUUAUCAUGAUCCUUCGUAAAGCCGAACGUGAUGUUAAAAUUCAGUCGGAAGGGAAAUCGUACGUGAUUCCGCAGGGCGACAUGGUCGUGGUUAGUCCCACUGUAUCCAUGCGAAUGAAGGAGACUUUUGCCGACCCCGAUACCUACGAUCCGGAUCGCUUCGCCGCACCCCGGGAAGAACACAAGCAGCCCUACGCAUACAUGGGCUUUGGAGGGGGACUACAUUCCUGUAUGGGACAAAACUUUGCCUUUUUACAAGUCAAAACAAUUAUCUCCGUACUCUUGCGCGAGUACGAACUAGAACGAGUCGAACCAGGCAUGCCCGAUAUCGGCUACGACGAUAUGGUCGUUGGACCCAAAGGGGAUUGCACCGUGCGCUACCGUAAGCGCGUCCAAUCGUGAUUUAUUGUUUCGUGCACUAGGUCUUUCAUCGAAUAUAGAGUCGACAUCAAAUCACACAAAGAUUGGCAAGGUUUUGUGUUGCAGCCGUUCAUGUAGUUAGCGAAAUUUAAGUGCCUACGUUGGAUACUCUUUUUAGUGCCUAGCGUAAUGAGGCUGUGGGUGCCCAUGGCAAGAUGUUUGUGUUACCCGUGUAGUGCUUCAUUGCCGUCUGCCAAUGAUUAGAAAUGUUUAUUGCAGGUGAUGGACAAACCGAACCCCGCUAAAGUUUUUUAACAUCCGUCUAUUCUCCCCCAAGGCUUCAUGAGGUAGUUUGGUGCUGUUUUUGCCAUACCGCUACGCCUUCCUUGAGACGAUUGACGAGCGUGCUCUCGGUGAUCUCCUUGAGCACGGCCCCCUCAACGUAAUUGCAGCGCUUUGCACGAAUGCGCAGACUGGACGCCCCGGUCAGGCCUUUGGUAAUUUCAACGGCCACUUCCAUCCCACCUUCCUUGGUGGUCAUUUUCAUAGGGGUAUUGACGGUAUUCGAAUUCGCCUUGUCGCGAGUCCGCUCUUCUUCCUUGCUCAAAUAUUUGUUUCCAGUGUUGGUCGGCAUAAAUAAGAGCUGCACAGUAGCUUGUUCAGCGACUGUCGGUGGCAGUGGACUCCUUGACAACGGUGGGGGUGGAACCUGGGCCCGAAUAGGUGUCGUCAAGCCCUUACCUGUCUCGGCCAAUAGCAUAGCCCACUCACGCACGUAUUCGACGAGUACGGGGAAGUCGACGGCGACAUCGGAACUUGGUAUAACUACGCGGUAGAGUUCGGGCCCGUCGAGCUGCAAAAAGGAAUCGUCGAGGAUGGCUUGUUGUGUCAGUUGUUCUUCAGCAGUGGCGGCGGAAGCGGUACCAAGCUUGCCGGCACAGGACAGGGUAGCAUUACGAGCAAACGGUUGCAUGGCGAUAGCUUGUGUUACGAUGGAUACGGCUGUCUCAAGCUCCAAGUUCCCGUCAACGGCAUCCCCUGAUUUCAAGGCAAACCCAUCCGAAACAAUAUCCGUGAGCUCGCCGAGUUUGCAAAUGGUAUAAUCUAAGGCGGGUUCCACAGCGCGGUUGCGAACAGUGCUGAUCAGGCUUUCUUCCAUUUCGCGGCGUUUCUUCAGUUUACCUCCCAUGAGAUUCUGCAUACUGUAGGGCAUUUUAUCGAAGCGCUCCGUUCCCAAUGUGGAAAGAGCGACAAUCUGUGUAGGAGGGCGACCAACGGCACCAUCGGCGCGCAGAAUUUUGCGCAAACACCGGUCCAACAAGUUCUUGACCGACGACUGAUCACUGAGAGACGUCAGGAAUAAUAAAACGACUUUUGCAUUGUCCGCUCCCAAAGGAAUCGUCGCAGUCGGUUUGUAAACGUCCACCACAAUGCCCGGCAAGAGCUGUGUAAGCGAUGCCGUCAAGGGAGCAAUCAGUUUUUUGGCGAACACAUCCUGGGACUCGUCCGCCACUACGACGAUGCGAUUCUCCGAAUCGGCAAUCUUUUCAGUCGUCGCAUCCUUAGAUUCGGGUUCCUCGUCCUUGAUUCGUGCUCCGCUCUGUAAGGCCGACUGAAUACUACCUAGCAAGACGUUGCUGCCAGAAGUGGGCACGGCGGCACCGUUCAGGACGCCCCACACACCCACUUCCAAUCCUUCUCCUUCCAUGGAUUGAUCCGCCGCUGCCGCGCGCUUGGUAGUUGUCCGGGCGAAUUCGUUGCUCGAUAAGAAGGCGUCCGUGAGCGCGUCGAUCUUGCGCAGAAGCCGAUCGGACUCAACUUUGGCGCGAGCGUCUGCCUGCGCUUGCAGACUCUCUGACUGGCGUUUCAGUUCGCGCUGUAAAUUGGCUCGGAGCAGGGCGAUUUCGUCAAUACCCUUGGCGACCCCGUCGUUGAUGACCUCCGUGGCUGCGGCUUUGAGUUCCGCGGCUUCCUGGUCACUCAGCGGCUCCAACAUACUUCCCAGAUCAAUUCCAAGGUUCGUACCUACGUCUGGCAAGGCGCCGGCAUCGAGCGAAAACAACGGCAAGUCCACAUUCUCCUUCUUACUAGUCUUGUUGUUGAUCUUUUCUACAUUGCUCUCCUCGGCGCUAUCGGAAUUGCUGUGGGCGGCUGCUUGUCGUGUUGUGGUAUCCAUUGGAGCAAAUUUCUCAACCCGCCACGAGCAGGGACGGACCGUUCGCACUCUGGCACCCCACGGGGUUGGAGCAAAGGCGCACACGCGCCUGGAAUCGAUGCACAUCAAAUGCAAGAGUAACAUUUCCGCAAUAAGGGGGAUUCGCGUGAGCGUCAUGGCGCAAGAAGUGGAAGGAAACGGAUAGAUUUAUAUUGACCUAGAGUGGAUGCUACUG